Molecule: messenger RNA, 4942 nt
Organism: Liolophura sinensis
Lineage: Eukaryota; Metazoa; Mollusca; Polyplacophora; Chitonida; Chitonidae
Product: transmembrane 6 superfamily member 1-like
Exons: 9
Coding region: 118-1266 (382 amino acids)
Source: RefSeq, a predicted model, not a curated record
AUGAAGUCCAGUUAAAACCCGAUCAGUGUCACCUUCCUCUGCAUCGGUGCUUACUUUACCGGAGACAAAGUAAGUUGGUAAACGGAUAUCCGUAUUGUUAGCAUUGAACAAUCCACCAUGGGUGUGUCAACCAUGUGGGCUGUAGCCCUGCCCAUCUCAUUAACUGGGAUUCCAAUUGCCUACGUUCUCAACAAAACAGGAGCCAUGGAACAGCAGUUUUUUGUUCUUGUGGCCGGAGUUGUCUGCCUUGCUCUGGUAGCCAUUAUACCUGCUGCCAUGAUGAUUAUUAGAGGAGAGAAAAAUGACCCGUUUUUCUAUGUGCUCAGUAUCUUCACAUUCAGCUCGGUGAUGGACUUGGUGAUAGCUCUUGAAAAUGAUGGUUUUAUCAGUAGCUUCAUGACAUUCUACCUCCUGGAGGGGGAACCUUACCUAGUCACCGCCCACGGAACGAUGAUUCUCUACUGGGACGGCAUCGCCCACCUUCUCAUGUACGUCCUCAUGGUGGCUGGACACUCUAAACGGCAGGGUUGGUACAGAGAGGUGGGCCUGUACUGGGCAGGUUCUAUAGCUCACAGUAUGGUCGUCUUUUUACCUGGCAAUAUUGCAGGUAAGUAUGGAAUGAAGUGGUCCAUAUUGUUGAACGUUCCCUAUCUGAUAAUACCCUUCUGGGCAGGCUACAGGUUUUUAAAGUCAGGAGUGAAACCUCAGAAGAGUGUCAGUAAGCCAUUGUCUGUAGCAUUAUGGAAGAGACCACAGGAUGUGUUCUUUGUUCUCUAUCUACUGGCUGCCACAGCUCUGGCUGCUUUUCGUGGUAUGACGGUUCUGGGCUGCAAUGCUGAGAUGUCUCAGAUCUACAAAAACCAAUAUGAUCCCUAUCUGAAGGAUGACAGUACAUAUCCCAUGAUGCAGAUGCUCAUAUACCUUUUCUACUUCAUCCCGUACUACGUGGCUGCUGCAUGUGGGUUAUGGGGGGGAGAAAAUCACACCUGGAUGACAGACUGGGCCUUGAUCCAUGCUGGGGCAGCUGCUCAGGGUCAGUUUUCUUACAUUGGAGGCGCUAUUCAUGCCAGCACAGACCCAAACUAUCGCCUGCCAUCUGAUCCGUCUGUCCGUCUGUCCUUCUUUCUGAUUAACGGGGCACUUUUCCUCGUUCCUCAGUUGAUGGCCUUACGCUUUGUGUGGGGGAAGACAUUUACACAUGAGCUACCACCAGCAGAACCCAUUUUAAGCCAGAGAAAGAAGAAAGCUUUCAAGAAGCACAUGUAGAUCCUCACACAGAGCCCACAAUUCCAUGACAGUAUUUUGAUAUUCCAUCUUUUUAGCUGUAAGGUCGUGAAGAUUUAAACACUGAUUAAUGAGCAGCUUUUACUGGAUUUGAUUUACACAUUCACCUCGUAAUAGUCCAUUUUUUCAGCCAAAUCUAGGUCGUAAAAUAUUACUUUUGAUGCUGAAACUUUUACUAAGACGUGAUUCAACCUUCCAAAUAGUGUGAUUAAAUGAAAAGCAAAGGGAAACCUUUCUUGCCCAAAAUGCCCUGGGUGUAAGCUGCCAGAGAACAAUAGUCGAGUCAGCUUGGAACCAAGUAGCAUAUGGUGGGAAAAGCACCUCACAUUGUUAUACUCAUUAUAGCAUGAACCACUACAUACACAUUAAUCUAUCCUGAAACAUACAUGUAAAUCUUCAACCUUUUCAACCACUACGGCACUUUUUUCAGUGGAAUUUCUGCAUAUAAUUAUUAUGAAAAUGACGCUGAAAAUUAUUUGCUUGUGUCAUUAAAGAUACAAGCUUUUUAAAACUGUGAAAAUGGUUUUUUCGCACCCCAUAAUUCUCUCAGAAUGUUUGAAAAUGUUGUUUGCAAAGGCGGUUGAAAAGGUUGAAGAAUUGGGGUACAUGGAUAGGCGCUCUAAUCUAAAGGCCAUGCUUUUAAGGAAAGUGAAGAUAGUUAUGCCAAAAAAAAAAAAAUCAACAAAAAUUAUUUUGGAGACAUAGUUUAUAUUUCAUAAUAACUCUUUUAUUUAUGCAUAUUUUCUGUUAGACUUCUGACUACUUAGUUUCUAGAUUAACAUCUGGUGCCUUAAAAAACAAGAAGAAAGCUCAGAAUCGUUUUUGCCAUUUUGUGUGUUAGUACACAUUCAAAACUCCUAAUUAAGAAAUAAACACCAAUUGUUUCAUGUGUACAUUAAAUGUGCAUGGUUUUAAUGUGUAACAAGGUUUUAAUGUGUAACUGGAAAUGAAACAAGGAUAAUUGUUACACAAAAUUAUUGCAAGGUAUAAAUCUAAAAAGGUAAUUAAAUAAUGUGCCAAUUAAUGUCAUAAUGACUAAUUUUGAUUAAUAUGCCAAAAUGUUCAAAAGUGCUCAAAUGAACACAGAUGAUUUAAAGUUUUCAACAAGCCAAGUCUUGUUCAUUGUUCAUAAUGUGUGUAAUUGAUGUGAAUUAUGUGAAUUCUUAAAUGAAGUGCAUUUUAUGCAGGAUGUGGUAAACUUUAGUUUUUAUCCAGGGCGUACGGUAUAUUGUUUUUGUGUGGAAAGUGUAAAGAUUGAAAAAUAGAGGAUUUUUCUUAUGUACCAUUGUAUUACUGUUAGUUAUUUAACUGUUUGUUUAACUCUGGUUAGUUAUUUUUCCAAGACUUGGUAAACUUGAUUUUAGUAUUCUUAACAGCUAGUGCUCAGUUUGUUUGGACAUAGAUUAUGUUUUGUGACAUGGUUAGAAUUAAGCAUUUUCAGAUUAGCUUAUAUGUAAACCUGAGAUAGAUUUAGAUAUAACUGGAACGGAGCACAGGUCCGUCCCCCUUUUGUGAUAAUUCACAAGAAGUUAAGUAAGUUGCUUAAGUAUUUGUUUUUUGUUCAUAUCCAACAUAAAUGUAGAGUUGUUGUCAUAGAAAGUCAAACACUAAUUAAAUGUUGUAUUGUGUUUGUUACAAGAACAGACCAGGCCAACUGUAUAUUUUCACCAGAAGUUUGAAAGGCAUAACUUUUCAGAUUUUGGCGAUGCACAACCCACAUAUAAUAGUUUAAAGUAAGCAAAAUAUUGCACAUUGAGACAAUCAAAGUGCUGAAAAAUUAACAACUUUAUCCAAUCAGACAAAAGUUAUUGUUACGACCCGAGGGUGUGUCAUUUUCAGCUUACGUCACCCAAACUUUUCGACUGCAGUCGCGCCUUAUUUUACAGGGCAUAUUACAGGGCAUAUGUGCUUAGGACACUCUAACAUGGCACAUCACAGGGCAUAUGCGUUCAGGACACUCUAACAUGGCGUAUCACAGGGCAUAUGUGUUCAGGACACACUAACAUGGCGCAUCACAGAGCAUAUGUGUUCAGGACACUCUAAUAUGGCGCAUCAGGGCAUAUGCAUUCAGGACACUCUAACAUGGCACAUCACAGGGCAUAUGUGUUUGGGACACUCUAACAUGGCGUAUCACAGGGCAUAUGCAUUCAGGACACUCUAACAUGGCACAUCACAGGGCAUAUGCGUUCAGGACACUCUAACAUGGCGUAUCACAGGGCAUAUGCGUUCAGGACACUCUAACAUGGCGUAUCACAGGGCAUAUGUGUUUGGGACACUCUAACAUGGCGUAUCACAGGGCAUAUGCAUUCAGGGCACUCUAACAUGGCGCAUCACGGGGCAUAUGCGUUCAGGACACUCUAACAUGGCGCAUCACAGGGCAUAUGCAUUCAGGGCACUCUAACAUGGCGCAUCACGGGGCAUAUGCGUUCAGGACACUCUAACAUGGCGCAUCACAGGGCAUAUGCAUUCAGGACACUCUAACAUGGCGUAUCACGGCGCAUGUGGAUUUAGGACACUCUAACAUGGCCCAUCACAGGGCCCCUUAAACAUUCCUUAUUAAAAGUUGAUUUAUAGAGUUACAAAGUACAUCAAAAAAAAUAUCUUGCUGCAAAGGUGUGUUUUUGUUAUUUGUUUUUCCUUUUACUUCAUAAAAAAGUGUAGGAAGUUUCAUGAAGCCAGUCGAUUAAGUUGAUUAACCAUGGAUUAAUGUGGAUUAAUGUUCCCUCAAACAGUAGGUCACUCUGAAAGGUUAGAGGAGCUCAAAACCUCGGGACAAAUCAUGCUAUACAAGUACUGCUGUUUUCUACUUCAAACUGUUAUAUAAAGAUUUUGAAAUUUCUGUACACACGAGCUUAAAUGCCACAACAGAGUAAGACCACCCAUGUAUGUUUUUAAAUGCUUCCCAUUGAUAUUAAUUUAAAGUUAUUUUUAAAAAGUAUUCAUUAUUUAAUUUUAUAUUCAUUUAUAUAAUGUUUAAUUUAAAACCUGUGGCUUGGCAUGGUUUCCAGAUUUGGUAUUGUCGUUACCAUAGCAGUGGCCGAUAACGAGAAGCCAUAGUUUACAUGUUUAAUGAUCAGUGCUAAUGAAGUUAUGUAAACUCAGGCUGUUCAUUUUGCACUGUGUUAAAAAGAAAGUUGACUUUGGAAUUUUGUUUAUGAUUAUUGUGAAAAAUUUCCCUUUGAUGUCAUCAUGGUCAAUUUGUGUCAUGUUUGUAACCAAAUCUGAAUUGUUAUCUUUCAUAUUUUUAAUAGCAUGAAGUGCCUGUGCAUGUAGAUACAAUAAAAUUUGUUGCCAUAGAAACACUUGGCUGAAUUUACAGAUGAUUAGACUUAUGGGGUCCAGGGAAGCAGUGAAUAUAUAGGCAAUUUUUUUUCUUUUUGAAAACAACUUUUUGAUAUAGUUUUGAUUGAUGCAUAAUGAUGGUUUAUUGCAUGUUUCAUUUUCCUCUCCACGUGGAAUAUUAAAGGGGUAUGAAUUCCAGUGAUGCAUAUUCAAGGAUGCCUCAGUCAGGUGGAAAUAUGCUCUGUUUGAUUAUAAUGGAUGCGCACUGUGGAGAUUACCGGUAUCUGCAUUCUGUAAUGCAGAUGUUUUCAUUGACCAUUUUAUAAAACUGAUGAUUUACCAGUGAAUAAUUUUAAUAAAGUUUACCAAAAAGUCA